Molecule: messenger RNA, 659 nt
Organism: Anolis sagrei ordinatus
Lineage: Eukaryota; Metazoa; Chordata; Lepidosauria; Squamata; Anolidae
Source: RefSeq, a predicted model, not a curated record
CCUCCCAGGGAUGCCAAGGCCUGUGUGAUCCACGGCACGGACCUGAAGGACAUGACCACCGAACAGAUUGACGAGAUCCUGCACAACCACACUGAGAUCGUCUUCGCCCGCACAUCUCCGCAGCAGAAGCUGAUCAUCGUGGAAGGAUGCCAGAGACAGGGGGCCAUUGUGGCCGUCACUGGGGACGGAGUGAACGACUCUCCCGCCCUGAAGAAGGCGGACAUUGGGGUGGCCAUGGGCAUCGCUGGCUCAGACGUCUCCAAACAGGCGGCGGACAUGAUCCUGCUGGACGACAACUUCGCCUCCAUCGUCACCGGAGUGGAAGAGGGCCGCCUGAUCUUCGACAACCUGAAGAAGUCCAUCGCCUACACCUUGACCAGCAACAUCCCCGAGAUCACCCCCUUCCUGCUCUUCAUCAUGGCCAACAUCCCACUGCCCCUUGGAACCAUCACCAUCCUCUGCAUCGACUUGGGCACCGACAUGGUGCCGGCCAUCUCCUUGGCCUACGAAGCGGCCGAGAGCGACAUCAUGAAGCGCCAGCCCCGAAACCCCAAGACUGACAAACUGGUCAACGAGCGACUGAUCAGCAUGGCCUACGGGCAGAUUGGUGAGUGGUCAGCGCUGUGGACACUGUGGACCGUGUAGGGUCAAGACACCCU